Haliotis rufescens (red abalone) is the source of this 2019-nucleotide messenger RNA. Its product is annotated as extensin-2-like. Bases 1 to 2019 code for a protein of 672 amino acids. The record is from RefSeq and is a predicted model, not a curated record. Lineage: Eukaryota; Metazoa; Mollusca; Gastropoda; Lepetellida; Haliotidae. The transcript has 2 exons.
AUGACUCACAGACCGCUACUUCACUACCUGCCUACUCCACGACACGCCUACUCCACUACCCGCCGCCUACUCCACUACCCGCCGCCUACUCCACUACCCGCCGCCUACUCCACUAUCCGCCGCCUACUCCACUACCCACCACCUACUCCACUACCCGCAGCCUACUCCACCACCCGUUGCCUACUCCACCACCCGUCGCCUACUCCACCACCCGUCGCCUACUCUACUACCCGUAGCCUACUCCACUACCCGCAGCCUACUCCACUAUCCGCAGCCUAUUCCACCAUCCGCCGCCUACUCCACCAACCGCCGCCUUCUCCACUAACCGUCACCUACUCCACCACCCGUCGCCUACUCCACCACCCGCCUAAUCCACUACCCGCCGCCUACUCCACUACCCGUCGCCUACUCCACCACCCGCCUACUCCACAACACGUCGCCUACUACACUACCCGUCGCCUACUCCACUACCCACCGCCUACAUCACAACCGGUCAACUACUUCACUACCCGCCACCUACUCCACCACCCGUCGCCUACUCCACCACCCGUUGCCUACUCUACUACCCGCCGCCUACACCACUACCAGUCAACUACUCCACUACCCGCCAGCUACUCCACCUCCCGCCGCCUACACCACUACCGGUCAACUACUCCACUACCCGCCACCUACUCCACCACCCGCCGCCUACUCCACCAACCGCCGCCUUCUCCACUACCCGCCACCUACUCCACCAUCCGCCGCCUACUCCACCACCCGUCGCCUACUCCACCACCCGUCGCCUACUCCACCACCCCCCGCCUACUCCACCAACCGCCGCCUUCUCCACCACCCGUGGCCUACUCCACUACCCGCCACCUACUCCACUACCCGCCGCCUACUCCACCACCCGUCGCCUACUCCACCAUCCGCCGCCUGCUCCACCACCCGCCGCCUACUCCACCACCCGUCGCCUACUCCACCACCCGCCGCCUGCUCCACCACCCGUCCCCUACUCCACCACCCGCCGCCUACUCCACCACCCGUCGCCUACUCCACCACCCGUCGCCUACUCCACCACCCGCCGCCUACUCCACCACCCGUCGCCUACUCCACCACCCGUCGCCUACUCCACCACCCGCCUCCAAAUCCACCACCCGUCGACAACUCCACCACCCGCCGCCUACUCCACCACCCGCCUACUCCACCACCCGUCGCCUACUCCACCACCCGUCGCCUACUCCACCACCCGUCGCCUACUCCACCACCCGCCGCCUACUCCACCAACCGCCGCCUUCUCCACCACCCGUGGCCUACUCCACUACCCGCCACCUCCUCCACUACCCGCCGCCUACUCCACCACCCGUCGCCUACUCCACCGGCCGCCGCCUGCUCCACCACCCGUCGCCUUCUCCACUACCCGCCACCUACUCUACUACCCGCCACCUACUCCACCAUCCGCCGCCUGCUCCACCAACCGCCGCCUUCUCCACUACCCACCACCUGCUCCACCACCCGUCGCCUACUCCACCACCCGUCGCCUACUCCACCACCCGCCGCCUGCUCCACCACCGCCUGCUCCACCACCCGUCGCCUACUCCACCACCCGCCGCCUACUCCACCACCCGCCGCAUACUCCACCACCCGCCUACUCCACCACCCGUCGCCUACUCCACCACCCGCCGCCUACUCCACCACCCGCCGCCUGCUCCACCACCCGCCGCCUACUCCACCACCCGUCGCCUACUCCACCACCCGUCGCCUACUCCACCACCCGCCACCUACUCCACCAACCGCCGCCUUCUCCACUACCCACCACCUACUCCACUACCCGCCACCUACUCCACCAACCGCCGCCUUCUCCACUACCCGCCACCUACUCCACCACCCGUCGCCUACUCCACCACCCGUCGCCUACUCCACCACCCGUCGCCUACUCCACCACCCGUCGCCUACUCCACCACCCGCCGCCUACUCCACUACCGGUCACCUACUCCACUACACGCCACCUACUCCACUACCCGCCACCCACUCCACUAA